ACGAUUUCAUCAAAACAUUAAAAGUGCGAGUUUGAGUUAAAUCUCAUUGGUCACAUUGCGAUUUGCAGAGAAAAGCAUUCAAAACCUCCAUGGCUGAAAGCUGAAAACAAGAGUAGAAAACCACAUAAAAAGAAAAAUGAUUGUGAGAAACCUCUCACCAUCAAGGCUUAGAAAGCUUCUCACCCCAUUUUCUCUCACUACCUAUACAUACAGAGGACCUGUAUCUAACUUCCUCCAGUCACCAACCAUCGAUCCUUCAUCCGUGUUCUCGGUUUCCCAAAACCCUACUAAAACCCUGCCGUUUUUCUUCUUGGCAAAACCCUUCUCUUCAGAAACUCUAAAGAAACAAUCUUUUUCAAAUUUACCGCUGAGCCGUGAUGGGAAUUACGAGGAGGCCACUGAGCAAGCCUUCCCCAUUUGCCCAGGCUGUGGUAUCCAAAUGCAAGAUUUUGACCCUAAGCAACCCGGGUUUUUUUUACAGCCCUCAACUAAGGGUCCGAACUAUAAGAAGUUCAAGAGAAUGACUCCUGUAUCGGAUGAGUCUGAAAUCACGGAUUCCAUUAAGAGAGGACUUGCGAAUGAGAUCAUGGAUGUGGAAGGAAAUGAGAUCCUUGAAAUGGAAGAUCAGGUGUUUGAUAAAAUGUCUUAUAAUGUUGAAUAUCGUGGAAGCCCAUAUGACAAAAAUGCUAGUCAGAAGCCUGUUGUGUGUUCCAGGUGUCACAGUCUGAGGUUCUAUGCUAAGGUGAAGGACCCGGGUGUUGAGAACUUGUUGCCGGAUUUCGAUUUUGAUCACACUGUGGGUAGGAGGUUGAUGUCGAUAGGUGGGGCUAGGACUGUGGUUUUGUUGGUGGUGGAUGCCGCAGAUUUUGAUGGUUCGUUUCCUAGGAAGGUGGCAAGUUCAGUCUCCAAGACUAUCGAUGAGAAUGCGCGAUCAUGGAAGGAAGGAAAAUCAGGGAAUAUACCAAGGGUUCUGUUGGUUGUGACGAAGAUUGAUCUUUUGCCUAGCAGUAUUUCACCGACUAGACUUGAGCAUUGGGUGCGGACACGGGCAAGGGAAGGUGGGGCAGGGAAGAUAACUAGCGUGCACUUGGUGAGCGCUAUGAGAGACUGGGGAAUGAAGACAUUGGUGGAUGAUGUGGUUAAGUUUGCAGGGCAAAGAGGAAAUGUGUGGGCAGUGGGAGCACAGAACGCCGGGAAGAGCACUUUGAUUAAUACAAUAGGGAAAUGUCUUGGCACGACAGCAACUCAUUUAACAGAGGCACCAGUGCCAGGCACCACCUUGGGAAUUGUGAGGAUGGAGGGAGUCCUUCCUGGGAAAGCUAAGUUGCUCGACACUCCGGGGCUUUUGCAUCCUCAUCAAAUUUCAACUAGGUUGACAAUGGAGGAGCAGAAGCUAAUUCGUAUUGAGAAGGAGUUGAAGCCAAGGACAUACAGAAUCAAGGCAGGACAUUCAGUUCAUAUUGGUGGACUCUUGAGGUUGGACGUUGAAGAAUCUUCAGUAGAUUCCCUUUAUGUUACUGUAUGGGCAUCUCCUCUGCUUCCUUUGCACAUGGGAAAGACGGAGAAUGCGUGCACAAUGUUGGAAGAACAUUUUGGCCGUCAAUUACAGCCUCCAAUUGGGGAAGGUAGAGUUGAGGAACUGGGGAAUUGGGUGAAAAAGGAAUUUCGUGUUAGUGGCAGCACGUGGGAUUCAAGCUCUGUCGAUAUAGCUGCCGCUGGUCUUGGUUGGUUUGCCAUUGGACUCAAAGGAGAAGCUCAGUUAGGCGUUUGGACGUAUGAUGGAGUUGACGUAAUAGUUCGAAAUGCUUUGCUUCCUCAAAGAUCAGGCAACUUUGAAGUUGCGGGUUUUACUGUCUCGGAAAUUGUGUCCAAAGCUGAUCGAGCAAGAAGUAAGAAGCACCAAAAUGAAAAGAAGAGGAAAGGCAGCAACUCAACAGCAGCAUCAUCAUCUGUAUCUCCCGCUGAUGCAGAUUCAGAUCCAACUCACUCAGCAUCAACGUCCAACUCUUGUUCAUGUUCAAUGCCAUCAUGAUUGAGAAUGUUGUCAUGCCUCAAAUCUGGAACCUUCAUAAGUAAGUUUUUGUGUUGAUUCAAAAAUCUCUGUAAUUUGUCCAAAAAUAUAUUUGGACUUGUUGUAGGAGAAGAAACAAAUGGAGGGGAUGCCACAUUAAUUUUGGUUUAGGGAGGGGAUAUAAAUCAUAAUUGAGUUAUUAAUCAACUUAUUCUGUCA
This is a messenger RNA of Sesamum indicum (sesame), 2230 nucleotides long. Its product is annotated as P-loop containing nucleoside triphosphate hydrolases superfamily protein. Gene Ontology annotation, cellular component: mitochondrion. NCBI's taxonomy places the organism in Eukaryota, Viridiplantae, Streptophyta, Magnoliopsida, Lamiales, Pedaliaceae. The record is from RefSeq and is a predicted model, not a curated record. Gene Ontology annotation, molecular function: GTP binding.